AGAGGUAGGUGGUGCUGUUGCCGCGACAUCUUCCUCAUUGGCGCCGCGCGGAGAGGCGGAAUGUUCAACUCCUGACUCCGGCGGAAGCGUGGGAGCCGCGCGGGCCGCCGUCCCCGAUCCCCGCCGCCUCUCGCACCGGGCCCGGGAGUAAGAUUUUGUGGACGUUUCCUACUUUGUCAUUAUGAGAUGUCGUCUCUCGGUGCCUCCUUUGUGCAAAUUAAAUUUGACGACUUGCAGUUUUUUGAAAACUGCGGUGGAGGAAGUUUUGGGAGUGUUUAUCGAGCCAAAUGGAUAUCACAGGACAAGGAGGUGGCUGUAAAGAAGUUACUCAAAAUAGAGAAAGAGGCAGAGAUCCUGAGCGUCCUCAGUCACAGGAACAUCAUCCAGUUUUAUGGAGUGAUCCUGGAACCUCCCAACUAUGGCAUUGUCACAGAAUACGCUUCCCUGGGGUCCCUGUAUGAUUACAUCAACAGCAACAGGAGUGAAGAGAUGGACAUGGAACACAUCAUGACCUGGGCCACCGACGUAGCCAAAGGGAUGCAUUACUUACACAUGGAGGCUCCAGUCAAGGUUAUCCACAGAGACCUCAAGUCAAGAAACGUUGUUAUCGCUGCUGACGGAGUGUUGAAGAUCUGUGACUUCGGUGCCUCUCGGUUCCAUAACCACACAACACACAUGUCCCUGGUUGGAACGUUCCCAUGGAUGGCUCCAGAAGUUAUCCAGAGUCUCCCUGUGUCUGAGACCUGUGACACGUAUUCCUAUGGCGUGGUUCUCUGGGAGAUGCUAACAAGGGAGGUCCCCUUUAAAGGUUUGGAAGGAUUACAAGUAGCUUGGCUCGUAGUGGAAAAAAACGAGAGAUUAACCAUUCCAAGCAGUUGCCCCAGAAGCUUUGCUGAGCUGCUCCAUCAGUGUUGGGAAGCUGAUGCCAAGAAACGGCCAUCGUUCAAGCAAAUCAUUUCAAUCCUGGAGUCCAUGUCAAAUGACACGAACCUUCCUGACCAGUGUAAUUCGUUUUUACACAACAAGGCGGAGUGGAGGUGUGAAAUUGAGGCAACCCUUGAGCGACUGAAGAAACUAGAGCGCGACCUCAGCUUUAAAGAGCAGGAGCUCAAAGAACGGGAGAGACGCUUGAAGAUGUGGGAGCAGAAGCUGACCGAGCAGUCCAACACCCCGCUUCUCUUGCCUCUCUCUGCAAGAAUGUCUGAGGAGUCUUACUUUGAAUCUAAGACAGAGGAGUCAAACAGUGCAGAGAUGUCAUGCCAGAUCACGGCAGCAAGUAACGGGGAGGGCCAUGGCAUGAACCCCAGUCUGCAGGCCAUGAUGCUCAUGGGCUUUGGGGAUGUCUUCUCAAUGAACAGAGCAGGAGCUGUACUGCAUUCUGGGAUGCAGAUAAACAUGCAAGCCAAGCAGAAUUCAUCCAAAACCACGUGUAAGAGGAGAGGGAAGAAAGUCAACAUGGCCUUGGGGUUCAGUGACUUUGACUUGUCAGAAGGUGACGAUGAUGACGGUGACGGUGAGGAGGAGAAUGACGUGGAUAAUAGUGAAUGACAGCAGAAGGGAAUAAGGUGGAAAUGUUUUGUUUUGUUUUGUUUUAGAAGAACAGAAGAAAUGUGUUAUCUCAGUCUGUGCAAAAAAUGCAGCUUAGGGAGGCAGAGCCCCCAGCACCGUGCCUGAGGCUGAGCUUAUUGAGGGGAGGGCGCUUUCCUCAUCAGUGUGACUUUGCUUUUGCGGUCAGAAAAGGGCGGGGAAUUUAAGCUAAAGGCGUAUUUAUCAGCGAGUGCGGUGCCUGGUUAUAGAAAUACAUGAUCACAUACAUAUCGUGUUCUUGAGCUAAUGACAUGUGGGCUUUUUUUUUUUUUUUAAAGCACAUGCUUUGUAGUUUGUAUUUGACUGUAUUUAAUCCUUUCACUCUGUUGGUUUUAAAAAAAAAAUGUCCAUUUUGAGCAAGCACUCUGCUCCCGACUGCACUCUGACACUCGAUCCUUUCCCAGCACACCAAGGUUCUUUCCUUGUACGGUACAUUCUAAUGGCAGAGGUGAUUGGCAACUCUAAAAUCCAGGGGGGGAAAAAACCUGAGAUGAGAUGAAAGAAGAUUAUAACAAAAUGCCUCUUCAGAAAUACCUAAAUGCCAAGAAUUUUCAAUGCCAAAUAGCCCACAGCUCCUCAAAGUAAAACCAGAGUGGUGUUCUCAGUAGUAACAUUUGCAGGAGAAAUACUUUGGUUUGAAGCAGGCAGCAGAGGACAUUACAAGCUUGCAUCCCCGUGCUGGCUGGAAGCAUCCUAACAAGAGCACACUGUCACCCUAGGCUUAGCUUGUCCUUCACACAGAAUCACAUGGUCCCAAAGGGACGUGUCUAGUCAUGAACAGGAUGAGCACGAGCCUGCUCUUUACUUGUGAUAAAGACACUCUGUCUCUUUGUUUUCCAGAGGUGCAUAAUAAUACUACUAGAUUUUAAUCUAUGUGUAGAACAAAACACUCUAAAUAGGAAAGAUAAAGUAUCCUUCUUAGACACAAGCACAUUCUGAAGGGGUCUCUCUGUUACAUGUAGCCUCCCCUGACACAUCCACUUUCUUUUCUUUGCACUGUUCUCUAUUAUGCUAGUUAGAGAAAUAGAUUCAGGUACUUACUAUGAAACCCAGGCUACCCAGAGACACUAAGAAGACUAGCACUAGCAACCAAAACUUAUUUAAAAUAUAAACUCACGUAAAAAUUACAACUAGGGCCAGAGGGUGGAGCCAAUUAAGCAUUCUUCCCCAGCCCCUCCCCCCUCCCUCCCUAUUUGACUCAGGUCUGCCCUGAGUUUCUUGGGGGUGCACAUCCAGAUUCAACCAUCAUCCAUCAUGUCAAUAAAGCCGUUUUGGAAACAAAAAAAAAAAAAAAAUUACAACUAGAUAAAGUUAAAGCAAAAGUUUUUAUCAAUCUAAUUCAGAAAUUGGUGUCAUUCAUUUGACAAUGAAAGUUAAAUACUUUUGGUGGGCUUUUUUUUUUUUUUAUAUAGAAGCUAUAAUAGCAGGUGGGCAAAGUAGCUCAUGUCCAUAAUCCCGGCCCUCAGAGGCUGAGGCAGGACAAUAGUGGGUUUAGUAUUAGCUAUGUUGCAAGACUAUGUAUGAGCAACGUUGCAAGACUCUAUCUGAAGAAAUGAGUCGAUAUCAUCUACUGUUGUUUCUAAGUAUGUUUGGUCAUGAAGUCUUUUGGAAUCCAAGCUAUGACAGGCCUCUAAUCCUCAGUGAGGACUGAAAAGUAGCAUCAAAAAUGAAAAGCAUGUGCUACAACUUUAUCUGGGAAGAAAUAACUAGUGGAAUGUUCUGGAUAUCUGUUUGCUGUGCAGUCACAGGUAGACUAUUUAAUCUCUGAACCUGACCCUUUGUUACCAUGACAGGAAUGUUAACACACUCCAAAGAGAAAGGCUCAGAAGGAAAGUAAGUAACCAUGUAGCAUAGCACCAGGCCAUGGCAGGGGCCAGGUAGCACAAGCUAUGGUUAAUUGCCAACCAAGUAAAGGAGACACUGAGAAGUGAGUUCUGUAACCUUCUGGGCCACUAAACUAUCUAUUGCAAGUGACACUGGCGCAGAAGUAUGAAGUUAAAAGUAGAUAGCUUUCAUGAAAAAUAAAGAGAGCAAUUCUUAGAAUGUAAAACGCAAAAACAGUUUAAUUCAGUUGGUCUUGGAGCCUGUGUACCAUGGCAGAUCCACACGCACUGGGUGCCUAAGAAGAUGGGCCCCCCCUCACACCCAUCCUGCUGGAAUCCUCUGCAUAUGCAUACUCCAGACAUGUAGUCAGGCUGCCUAAACAGAAAGUCUUGGAGGGAGCAGAAAGGAUGCCUAGCAACUGAUUUCCCAGCAUGCCUGUGAGCACCUGAAGGAGACAGUGGCAGGUACAGGAGCCUGCCUCUUGCACACCUGCCCAGGCAAAAAUAAAGCCUCCUGUUCAACAAGCCUUCACUGGGACCAUUUAUCAAGUUCUAGAGAACAGCAAGGUGAUAGCCUUUGCACUCCUGGAGCAUGCAUGCUAGUGAGCAUCACAGAAUGGCAGGAUUCCCUAAGUGCGUGCUAGACAUGGAAGCAAGGAAGGAAGAUGGGGCUAGAGGGAGAAGUCUUAAAAGCAUGCUCAGGAAAGGCCCUCUGUUACAUGAUGAUGUAAUGUUUGCACAGAGCCCAAGAAGGCGAAGGGACCUCUGUGAGUGGCGAGGUCUGCCCUGUAUGUUAGAAUGUAAACUUCACCGCCCUCUAAUUAAGAGUUGGUUUAGAACACAUAUGCGGCGUGGAAAUAAUGCAUUUCCUAAAUUAAUACCCGAUUCAUAUUCUAUAUAAAAAUUUUAGUGCACUAAAAAUCAGCCAAAUAGUGCCAGUAGGGGAAAGUUACUGCAUUCUGUGCCCAGACUAGCUUGACCCUACCCCGGCACAUCUCGGAGGGAGCAGAAAGGAUGCCUAGCAACUCCUGAUUUCCCAGCAUGCCGUGAGCACCUAAAGGAGACAGUGACAGGUACAGCCUUUACCUCCCAUCUCCUACCAACAUUGCAGCCCAUGUUCACAGCUCAGUACUGUCAUAAAGAAACCACGAGACUUAGGAUAGAGCAGAAUGAACCUCAGGGAAAAGCUUCCAACUGCUCUAUCUAGAACCACAGAAUAUGUCAUUGGGCAUUGUACUUCUGCUCAAAUUAAGUGUUCAUCUAGUGGCUUUAAAAUGUGCAGACAUACCUAAACCUGACUCAUAUCAACAAGACCCAUAGAGUUCUUGCACCUUCUGUAAAAUAGACUAGAAAACUUUAGAUUCGGUUAAUUUUAUAAGAAAUGUCUAUUAGCAACAUGAAGAAUUUCUCAUGCUAACGUCAAAGGUCUAACUUACUUCUUAGAUCGGUUUUGGAAAUGGUCAAUUAUCAGUGUUAGAUUUUGUUCCAAUGACCCGACUUACAAAGGAACACAAUUCAACAGUUAAAGAAAUCCUGAAAAAAAAAAAAAAGUAAAGGUUCAGAAUGAGAAUUAGAACUAAAGAUUGUGGUAAUGGGACACUUUAAAACAUUUCUUUCUUUACUCGUAAAGCUAACAUGUAGAAUUUGAGGACAUCUACAGUGGUUCUCAGCUGGGAGGUCACAUGACCUUGGCCAGCCUGCAUUUACAGUAGACUGAUGGCAUCCUGCUUGCCAGGGACAGCCCCACCCUGCAAAGGUUUUUCUCCACAAUCUCCAUAGCAUUGUCCUGUCUCCACUGUGAAGCUCAUUAAACCUGACAUCUGCUAGUCCAUCUCUAGUUUUUUCCCCAGACAAAAUCACCCACGCCUUUUCAGAACAAUAAGGACACCUUCUGCAUGUUAUGAAGCUGUAGCUUUUUCUCCAGCCACUGUUUGUGGUUGAUUUUUUCUUCCCCCACCCCCUUAAGGUUGGUUGUUGGAAUACUAUGACGUUAUUGCAUCCGUGCCCCAUUACAGUAACUCCCCAGUAAUACAGCCUUGACGGACUUGCUGUCCUUCUGCAGUCAUUUAAAGGGAAUUUUUCCUAACUUUUUUUUCUUUUUAAGCAAAAUCACAUUUUAAUGUUUCACAAAUAGCCAAUGGGGUAAGGUUGAAGACACCUGGCAUGCUGCUCUCGAUGCUCUGAAAAUGCUGAAGGCUGUUUGUGGUUUUUUUUAAACCAGUGACUUUUUUUUUUAACAUGCAGUGAGUUUGUUAGACUUUGAACACCAGCUGAGGUAUUCACACCUGAUCCCCAUUGAAAUCAAAGGGACUAGGGGAAGGGGUGGAGUCUAGGAGAGACUCAGACCCAUUUCCCUUCCAGUUACCAUGCAUGGAUAUAACUUUAGUUUUCAUUAGCAUGCCAAGAACUUUAUGAAAGAUGGCCUUAAAACCUAGUCCAAGUUAAAUGUCAAUACUUUGAAAACGAUUUUUGUCACACUAGACUUGGGCAGCCAGCCUUGUGAGCCUCACUGUUCCACAGUACACAGUAAGAUGUAACUCUUUCUAUAACCAGGUAACUUCCGCUGCUUUCAAGUAAGACCCAUUUUCCUUUGUAGACUGUAACAUGGCAGCAGAGGCUCCACCCUGCUGGACGUAGCCCAGCCUGACAGCUGUCAGUAGGCACAGCAUUCUGUGGUUGAAAAAUGAAUGUCUAUCAGGAAAUCCGGGACAGGCCAUGUUUUCUCAGACCCCAACUUUGUGGGCACUCUGUUGCUUGUGUGAGAAACUUUCUUGGCAUGUAGAGAAUUAUUUCAAACUAGAGUUCAGGCACCAAUGCAACUGUUUUUAUAGCGUGUGCAGAACACUCUUUGCUCCGACACCACAUAUUGCUUCUGCACUCUGAAAACCUGCUAUCAGAAAGCAUUUCUAUCCUUGAAGUGUGAGCUUUCAGUAGGAGGCUUCAUCACUGUGUUUGCAUAACAAUCUUCUCCCCCUCCACUCCAUUGCCAUGUCUCAUGCCAAAUGCCAUGUACAAUGUCUGUAUGGAAGAUUAAACUGCGCUCCUGUGUGGUGAGGCUGUUUAGUUGCCGACUUCAUAGUGGAAUCUGAUAUUCCGGCACCGAGUCCACAAUGUAUUCAAAAAUCCAAGUUGGCGUCGUACAUUUCAUUCUGAUGUGAACUUUUCUCCGCUUUCCUUUGUUCUAAGACUCCAUUUUGCAAUAAACGUUUUGACAGUAAA
Messenger RNA from Arvicanthis niloticus (Nile rat), 6629 nucleotides. RefSeq names its product mitogen-activated protein kinase kinase kinase 20 (gene Map3k20). Gene Ontology annotation, cellular component: cytoplasm. Gene Ontology annotation, molecular function: protein binding; MAP kinase kinase kinase activity; ATP binding. Lineage: Eukaryota; Metazoa; Chordata; Mammalia; Rodentia; Muridae. Gene Ontology annotation, biological process: protein phosphorylation. The record is from RefSeq and is a predicted model, not a curated record.